CGUAAUAUCGUAGGAUUGGUACGACCAAUCAGAAGUCUGAUAUACCAAAUCACAGACCACCUUCCUUGAGGGCUGGCUUGAUGUUAUGCGAAAAUAUCCGCGAUUUAAACAUCAAAAGUAACUAACAAACUAAACUAUUACUUACAGUAUCACUUGCACCAGGACUAACCCUCAUCCAAGGAAAUGUGGACUCAUUUGUUUUACAUAUUAAUCUGUGUCAACUUGUUUAAUGGAUUUACCAAAGGCGAAAAGGAUCCUGACAUUAAACAAGGAGACAGUGAGCUAUAUUUCUUGAAUGACUCUCCGGAAGAUCAUAUUGAAGGAAGUGCUGUGGAUGAAGAAUUUGGAGACUUAGAUCACUCUUCUGGUAUAGGAGUUGAUGAUGAAGAUGCUCCAGGCUCUGGAUUUGGACCAGAUGAUGAUGAUGAUGAAGAAGAGGAUGAGGAAGAUGAUGAUGCUGGAUCUGGCGGAUUAUCUCCAAUUGAACAUCAUCCUGGUAUUAAAACAACCACUAUGUCUACUAGCAGCACAACCAAAUCAAGAAAGCAAGAUAAGUCGUAUCCUCUUCCUGAUGAAGAGAACAGGAUUCCUGAUGCGAUUGAUCCUGUGACUCAUGAAACCUCUACCAGGCAUAAUAUACCUGAUGUAGCUCCUACAAAGUUCACAGAUUCUAAUACUCAGAGUAAUGAGGUUCACAUCAUGGGACAAAAACAAGAAGAAAGGCAAACUUCGUUCUUUGGUCAGCCUGGAAUACUUGCUGCAACUGUGAUUGGCGGUGCUGUUGUUGGUCUUUUGUGUGCCAUCCUUCUUGUCAUGUUCAUAGUAUACCGAAUGAGAAAAAAGGAUGAGGGAAGCUACGCACUAGACGAACCCAAGCGGUCUCCAACUGUAAAUUCGUACACUCGCAGCAGCAACAAGGAGUUCUACGCCUAAGGACCAUGUUAUUAAGGAAGGAAACAUUUUGCAAGCUACCAUUUGGGUUGGCAGAAAACUUUUAAUGUUGGGACUUAUUUAAUUUACAUGUAUUGAAUGAGAAUGUGUGCGUGAUUUUUUGAAAAAAAAAAGGGAACUGUGUUUUCCUUUUUAAAUCAAGCGUGGCUCGGGACUUAUCAGCUGCAGUUGCUGCGUUUGUGUGCACAGAACCAAACUCUUAAAUGCCAUUGUCAUCUAAGUAUACAUUUCGUUCAUUUUGUUGGUUACUGAUUUGGAAUGAGUUCAUUUUACUAUAGGCAUCAACUUUGGAUCUAUGGAAGAGUUGUCCUUUCCCAACCGGCACAUGCAUCGCAACUUAGUGUGGUGCACUCUUUUUCAUGUUUAUAGAUGUUGUAGAUGUGCAUAUAAAACAGAAUUUCACCUGUCUUUUUCUGCAAUCUAUAGUCUCUAUCAAUAGGGGUGGCUUGGAAAAAAAAGUUUAUAUCGUCCUUAAUCUUUUCUCCCUAUGAUGUAGCAUUUUUUCAAAUGAAAAUGUUUUUUUAUUAACUUAAAUUUAAUGUCACCCCUAAAUUAUAAACUGAUUUUACGAAAUGGUAUUUGUUUAUUUGCGCAAAAUUAAAUCUUUGUAGCAACAUUCCAUCUGUAGCUGUAAACCUACAGAAGCUUUUCAAAUGUUAUUGUCCAAGAUACCUCCGGACCGUUUUUGCAACCUGUCAUUAUUGCAUCAGAACAUUGUACACAUCUCGCAACUUUUCUAUAAAUUUUGUCAAUGUCGAGUAAUGGUUAAAGGAAACAAAAAAAAAAGUAAUAAUGCUUAGAGUACCCUUUGUUCCGGGAAACAGUAAGGCUCUGCUCAUUUUUCGACCAUCUUGUAAUUUUUAAAAGUUUUAAGCGUUGUCAAUGUUGCCAUUUUCUUAAAGCUUAUCCUAUUCACGAUUGUUAUAAGAUGCUAAUUGAAUUGAAGUGAAGAGAUUCGUACUUCAUUUGCAAACCCUUAGUGUUGUAGUUCAAAUAACAAGACUGUAGGUAUGAUUGUUUAUUUCUAUACAUCAAAGUAAAUCUUUAUAAAUUAUUAUUUGUUGCUUUACUUACAAAAUAGUUUUAAGUGUUGUAUAAAUUUAUUUACAAAUAUUGAAAGUUUUGUUUACCAUCAGCUGUGUUAUGUCGUUUUGUUUUGUCCGAUGUCAAUUUGAGUCAAUGUAGUAGUGAUACCUUAAUUUUAUUGACUGUAACUAUUAUUGCAUUUUUGUUUCUUAUUCUUAGUCUCCAGCUGGGCUGGUUGAAAUGUAGUGCCAUUAAAUCUCAAAUUUCUCAUAUACUUCUACCUUAACUCUAGCAUUACAAUAAAUGUAUCUUAAGCAUAGAAAGAAUAGUGUUUAUUUGAUUAAAAUUUUUGCUAUUAAAAUGUAAUCAAUUUUGUUGAAAAUAUUUUUAUUUAACUAAACGCUUAGGAAUAAGGCUUUUAUCCAAUGUUAAAGUAUCUACUAAUUCUGCAUUCAUAUUUUCUAUGAUAAAUGUAUUAAAAUUAAUUUUUAAAUGUUUAAUGACAUACUAAAUUUUGCUGAACAUACAACAAUUUAAAGCUCAAACAGUGCCUUGAUAUAUAAUUUUUAUUUAAAAAUAAAAGUAAAAAUUGUAAAUGGGGAAAAAAUUAUAAUGAUUUUUGUGUUUGUUCUAAGAAUUGUUUUUGCUUUCUUAGUUGUAAAUAUUUUCUUUCUUAAAAUAACACAUAUCAAGACACUUUUCAGAUAAGUUAUUUUACAUCAAUAGUUUCAGGUAUAUAAAGUUUGGAAGAUAAUUGUAAUACAUUUCUUAUAGGCCAUGGGAAUUUAGAAUUUAGCUACUUUAACAUUAGGUGAAAGCAGCCUUAAUACUAGUUAUCCCAAAAGUGACCAACUGUUAGAAAAUCAUCUAUAGAAGAAGGAAAGGAAAAAGUGUGUUAUUUUGCUGUUUGCUUAGGAAACUAGAUAUUUAUUCAUCUCUAAUUAUGAGAUUAAUUGCAAAUUUUGUCAAGAGAUGGCAUUGCUGACUGAAAAACCACAAAACAAUGUUUUUUAUUGCAUAUAAAACCUUUCUGACUGAAAUAUUUGCACUGGCAUCUGUUAAUUUCAUUCCAGAUUGUCACUUUGUUGUUGCAAAUAGUGGAUAUUUUCAAAACUUGGUUCUAUUGCUUUUCCUUGGGCACCAUUUUGUGACGAUUCCUGUUAAUUAUUUUUAAUUUCAGAGAAAAUAAAUCUCUUCUUGUGCAUAACUCAGCACAUUUCUUGUUAAGUUAAUUUUCUUUAAUUGAUUUUCUAUAUAGUUGGUAAUUUUAUGGGUAACUUGUUUUCUAUUUCUAUAUUAAUUCCCCCCUCUUAUAAAUUAAUGAUCUCAAUAUAAUGAAUUACCUUUCUUUAAGAGAAAGCUUAACUAUGAAAUCAGAAAAUGUGAUAGGGUCUGACCAAAACAGAGUUUGAAGGAAUCACAGAGACUAAAUAUUAAAUGUAAUGUUUAAUUACUUCAUUUGUAUGAAGAUUUUAUAUGUAUAUGUAACAAAUUUUUGCAUCAUUGCGCAAGUGACCAGUGUGUUUUUUAAGGUAAAUAUGUGUAUUGUAAUUUGCGAUAUGUCAUAGUAUCACUACUAGUUGUAAUGUUGUCUAUUGUAAAUUUUUGAAAUUUUUAUAGGUCUCUUCAAUUAAUGUCUCUUUGUGAUGGGAAGAGGACAAAAUUUUAUUUAACAACUUUAUUAGAACUUCAUAGUGUUUUUUAUGAAUUUUUAAAUUGUCAAAAUAUCAUUUAGAGUAUAAUGAAUGUCGGAUAUAAUAUAUGGAUAUGCGCAUAAUUGUGAAACUUUUACUUGCUUGCCAACUAUCAAUUCCUAUUUAAUUAAAAAAUUUUAACAUUUA
This is a messenger RNA of Parasteatoda tepidariorum (common house spider), 3818 nucleotides long. NCBI's taxonomy places the organism in Eukaryota, Metazoa, Arthropoda, Arachnida, Araneae, Theridiidae. The record is from RefSeq and is a predicted model, not a curated record.